Molecule: messenger RNA, 7476 nt
Organism: Penicillium canariense
Lineage: Eukaryota; Fungi; Ascomycota; Eurotiomycetes; Eurotiales; Aspergillaceae
Product: Beige/BEACH domain protein
Exons: 7
Coding region: 1-7476 (2491 amino acids)
Molecular function (GO): protein binding
Source: RefSeq, a predicted model, not a curated record
AUGCCAUCGGUCCGGUCGUGGAUAAGAUUUGGUCAUGGCUCCGCCCCCCUCCUUCCUCCCUCCCCCUCCGAAUCGACCGAGCGACUAGUGGAGGAGCUGGCUCCCACCGUUGACCAGCUCAAGACGCUCGCGGCGGCGAAGACCCCCACGCUCACCCAGGCACUGGCUGCCACCGAGCCCCUACUACGACUCCGCCAUACUUUUAUCGACAAUGCGCGCCCACGGACCGUGAAAGAUGCCUUCCGGCACCUGGCGGGCUUCCAGACCCUCUUAGCCCUCGCGGACCAGCUCGCGGAGCUCUAUGAUGCCGACGCAUUGUCCAAGGAGGACAGGAAGGGCUUGCUUGGAAUCUAUAAGGAUGUCCUGGGAGUUCUGGCUGAGGGACUGAAGGACCAUUUUGGCAAUAAACGAUACUUUGCGCGGAGGAUCGCGGGCGGAGGGACUGCGGCUCUCGAACGGACGCUGACCGUGUUGGUUCAGAAGAUAGACCAGGCCCAAAGCGACGCCCAGCAGCUCUUCGGUGCCAUUCUGGCUGCGGCCUUGUGCCAGGAGACCGUUGCGGGCAUCUUCGUAACACUAAGUGCCAAGUUCCAUCAGAAUAAGAGCUCGCCAUCACCCAAGGAGGUGCAAGAUGCCGUGGACCAGUGCAUGGGACCCGCAGAGACGGUUGAGGUACCGGACCUCCUGGGCCCCUUCGUCCGCGUCUGGGUGGCAUACUCUGCUCUUCCUGGCAACGAGAUCCUGCGACUGGCACUGCCGGCCUGCCUGGGCCAAUUGGCGUCCCAGUCCCUCAGGAAUAUUGUAGCUUUGCAUGCCACUGGAAUGCUCACCUCAAUUCUACCUCUUCUAUUCGAUGCCGGCCGGUCCGAGACUGAGAGAGAGCUCUACCAGGAUUUGGCGCGAUAUUUGAGUGUCCAGGGUAUGAAUAGCCUGGACGAUGCUGUUGCGCUGUACCGCCGGGCACACGAGAACCCACAAGUUCUAAAGUUCCUUUUGUCUGCUCUGAAAUAUUCCAAAGAGCCCCCGUCAAUACAGUUUGACUUAUCUCUACAUGGUUUCUGUUCCGUCGAGUUCGCUACCCUGGGUCGUCCAUUCCCACCCAGUACCUCAGCCGGAUACACGCUGGCCGCGUGGGUGCGGUUUGAUGAGUUUGAUCUUAACACGCACACUACGAUAUUCGGCGCAUUCGAUGCCAGUCAAACAUGUUUUGUCCUGGCCUACGUUGAGAAAGACACCCGCAAAUUCAUUCUUCAAACAUCCAUUCGAGGUCCGCGCCCGAGUGUCCGGUUCAAGUCUGCUACAUUUGAGUUGAACCGCUGGUAUCAUAUUUGUCUCGUCCACAGGAAGCCGAAACCUGCGUCGUCCUCUCGAGCGUCACUCUUUAUCGACGGCGAAUUUGUGGAGCAGUUGAAGAUCGAAUACCCUUCCGUCCCAACCAGCAAUUUUCCACAUAGGUCGCCGCGGAUUCAGGCUUUCUUUGGUACCCCUCAAGAUCUGGCCAUGCGGCUUGGGAAAGGAGUAUCUACCUCUCGGUGGUCCCUUGCAAAUGGCAUGCUAUUUGAUGAGGCGUACAGCGACGACAUGGUGGCUGUUUUCUACAAUCUUGGACCCCGGUAUUAUGGAAACUUCCAGGACUGCUUGGGAUCUUUCCAGACGUACAAAGCUUCCGCCACCCUCAACCUGCGGAAUGAACACCUGCAUCCUGGAAAGGAGGAGAACUCAGACAUCGUCACAGCCAUUCGAAGACGGGCGAGCACUCUGAUCCGCGAGGGGUCAAUUUUGAUAAACGUGUCUCCGGUUGCUGUUCUUGACGAUGACGAUGGCAAUAAUGUCGACGAGUCACAACUCAUCAAGUGUCUUUCCAGGCAGGCGGCCAAGAGUUUGCAACAGCUGACAAAAGCCGGAGGCAAUGCGGUAGCAGUCAAUGGAGCCACUCCAGCUAUCAAUGAUGGGUUGACCCAACCGCAAGGAGUUGGAAUUUUGACUGGAGAUCCAGUUGUUGCAGUCCCUUGGUCCCUGGAUGACGCGAGCUGGUGCUUGGGCGGUUGUGCCGCAGUGCAUCUGAGUCUGAUCCAGGCUGCCAACUCUGCUGAAACUACCCGCCUGGCCGUGGAGGCACUCUACGAAGCCGUUCAGGACAAUUGGAGGAAUAGCGAAGCCAUGGAAAGAGAAAAUGGCUACGGUAUCUUGGCGUCUCUCUUGCGCGAGACGCUAGGGUUCCAAUUCGGUAAUACUCCCACAGCAAACAAAUCUUCUGUUGUUUGCUCCAACGAGGAAGAGCUCAACGCGUUGAUGUUUGAUCUUCUGCGCUUGACACUUGCGUUUGUGGGAUACGAUUUCCAACGCCCAAAUCAUUCCAUCAUCUCAAAUCCGCUGGCCUAUCGGGUUUUGCUUGUGGACAUGGACGUCUGGCGGUUUGGAGAGCCACGGGUGCUGCAGUUGUUUUACUCGCAAUUCCGCACCUUUGUGUCUGAUAGUACCUAUCGUCGGUUCAACGCAAGACGCCUUGAUCGCAUGCGCGUUAGCAAGAAGUUACUUGAAACUUUGAAAGGAGGCGAACUAACUCAGGAGACUCUCGAACCAUGCCUUGCCACUUUUCGGUCUUUGAUGGAGAGCAAUCUCUCUCCUGAUCUUCUGCGCUCUUUAGCUCUAUCAAUCACAUACAAUCUCCACCGGCCUACAGGGCCCGCAGCACUGCAGAAAAAGAAGAGUCUGCGUUUCGCACCCGGCUCAUCUCGGCCACCCUCUUCAAAGUCAGACUCAGACAAGCAUAUUCCCAGCAUCGCAUUGGGUAUCGAGAUGUUGCGGAUGUAUUCGUCUGUCCUCUGUAACAUCCUGGACCCUACUCCGCUGAGGAAAUUUGCGAAGGCGGUUACCAACAAGUGGCUUUUGUAUCUCUCCUGUGAGGACGAACCCGAAGUCGUUGUACACGCAGUCAAAAUCCUGGCUCGGUUGCUGGUCGUCCACGGAAGCAGCUACAGCAAGAAAUUCUCCGACAAGAAUGGAGGAUAUACCGUGCUCGAGCACCAGCUGAAAAGAUGGUGGAGUAUUCCUGCACUGUGGCCCAUAUGCCUUUCUAUUCUUUUUGGACAAGAUAUUGCCCUUCUGGACCUCAAGAACCCGUUUGAUGCCCAAGGACUGAUCAACCUGUUCUUGGCCGACGGAGAUCUGCGGAUCGCGUUCCCGGAAAUGCUCCCUGUGAUUAUGGGUAUGCUCAAGAAUGGCCUCAGGAGCUUGGUUUCUGCGAGCGAAGGAGGCGGUCCAGACGUUUUGAAGCCUGAUACUUCCAGCUCCACGAAGCCUCCAGUGUUCUUGUACAAGUUGAAUGGUAGGUUUUUGAAUCUGCGGCCUGUGUUUGAAGGAUAUGUAAGGCUGAUAUUAUAUUUCUCAGAUAUUGCUGCGCCGGAUUGUUCAUCGCACGGGUUUUCUAUCCUGUCCUCCGUAGUUGCCUUUUUCGAAGGUCUAUCCGCCCGAUCACGAAACUUCAAAGAGUUCACAGCACACUCCAGCUACGUCCAGGAGCUCCUUGCCAUUCUUUUUCCCGCUGUCGUCGGCGUGGAUUCUGUCAGCCCAAAUACUGAAGUGAACUCCCGACACAGUGGUCUAAGCUUCGACGAUAGCAAUUUGGUUCUCAGGCCCCGCUCUAGUGCGGUCAACAUAUCGUCAGUUUCGCAAACGAGUAUGGUCGAUUCGUCGGAGAGCCCUGAAGAGAGCACAGAAUCCUUGCACAGGAGAUCCUCCUUUAUUAUUGUUUCCUCUGAUAAGGCGAAGCAUCAACCUUCAUCUGCACGAAUCCGCCGCGUCGUGAACCUCAGCUUCUCAGGCGAGGGUGCAACCACGGACCAUCCGCUUGUUAGGGCCAUCGCUAGCCUGGUGCUUGAUGUUUUCGAGGAUCAACUUCUGGAGCGUAAAGAGUUUUCUGGUCUGGGGGUGUAUCAGAAAACUCCACCUGGGUUCGUUGAACAUCAGGCGUACUUCAAUUCGUGGAUCUUAGCCUCGCUCAUGUCGAGGUUGAAGGAUGUACCUUCAUCCAAGCCCCAUCUGCUCCAUGAACCCCGCACUCUCACCAAUCUUGCACGCUUCGCCACACAUCUGGCAGAGGCAGUCUACGAAGGGUGGUUCAUAGAUGGAGCAGUAACGAGCCUGGAGUACCUUGGCGCAAUCCUUGAAUAUCUUCAACGCCCUGACAUUUCUCCUCUCAAAAGCAUUCGGCUGUGCACCCAAGCUGUUGCCACACUUCAUUCGACUCUGUACAAGAUCGCUUUGUUCCAGUUGUCGGAAGCGGACGACACAGACACUUUACCUGUUCUGAAGCGUCUAAACUACUGGCAGGUGGUGCUCCUUGCCGCCGCGGAGGCACAGUCCAAGCACCUCCAGCUACUAUGCUACCUUCUUUACGUCAAACUCAUAGGGACCGAAACAGAUAUACGCCUGGCUGCGGCAAGUCUUUGGCGAACCAUUCUAGUGCAGAAGCCAGACGAAGUGGUCAAUCUUCUCAACCAUGGGCCUGUCAGCCUUCAGCGCCGACUUUCCGAGGGCUUCGAGGCUCUUGUAGGUAUGGACGACGAUGCAUUUUUGCAGUGGAUCGAUGACCACCGCGAUGACCUGGAUGCGCUAUUCUUCGGCAUCCUGUCUCGGCAAUGGGAAGCAUUUGUCCAGGAGGAAAAUACGAAAAGCGAGGAAUCUGCCAAGAACCGAAUCUCGAAGCGUAAAGAAAAACUUAAGCAAUGGGCCCAGCUGGAGAAGUACGACGAAGAUGUGAUCCGCAAGCAUGAUGCCACCCUGCCUCAUUGGAUUUCCAACAUCUCUGCAUCGGAGUUCUUGAAGUCCCAGAGAUUCCUUCAGGACCUGCAAGAUAACUUGGUCUUCAUGUGGUCAGCCUUUUCCAAUCUACUCGUGGAUUUACGGCGGCCCGGUGGUUUUCUUUCUAAAGAGAAGGAGCGAAAAUUCAGACUGGACCAGACUGAAGGUCGUAGUCGCAUGCGUCUCCGCGUGGUGCCAGACGACUCAGGUGAACGCCAAGAUUAUCAGCCCAAGAGGAAGGCUUCUGAACCACCUGCGCCCAAGCUUGAUACCCGAGUACGUGCGCUCUCGGUAGGGGAGACGGCUUCGACGCCCACCGUGAGGACCGCUGAACCUGAGAUUGUGGAUCCCGAGCGGCAAGAUGGUAAUGCGGACAACGCAAGCUAUCAGAGUACCUGCGAGGAGGAAAACUUUGAGAUGAUCGACGAUCCUAAGCUGGAGCUCGAGGAUUAUGAAGAUAAAAACCGCAGAGUCAUGAGAUCACUUCACCGGGGCGACCAGGUCCAAAAUGUGUGCAACAUGUCAAGAAUUAUCGGCCUGGAAGCCGUGGAGGGUCUUUUGAUUCUCGGAAAAGAUUGCAUCUACAUCCUCGACAACUUCUUCCAGAGAGCGGACGGAGAAAUCGUGAACGUAUGGCAAGCUCCUGCUGAGGAACGUGAUUCCUAUGUACGGAUGAUUGCCGGACGGGAGUCCAAUGACCGCCGCUCACAAGAACAUGAGACCAGAAGCUGGAAGUGGUCCGAUCUUGUCAGCGUUUCUAAGCGCCGCUUUCUCUUCCGCGACGUCGCCCUAGAAAUUUUCUUCACAGAUGGCACCAGCUACCUGCUGACGUUCUUCUCGGCGCCAGUUCGGGAUAACUUGUGCAAUCAGCUCGGAAAUAAAGCUCCUCAAGUUACCGGAAAUGCAGGACACUCCCGGCCAGAGGAUAUCUGGAGAUUCGAAACCCUUCGCAGCCAAGAGGACGCACCGCAAUCUCUUGGCUCCAAGUUUGCCAGCGUCUUUGGGCAUCUACCAGCCAAUCCAGUCACACGGAAAUGGGUUCGGGGCGAAAUUUCCAACUUCCAUUAUCUCAUGCUGAUCAAUACCCUUGCUGGUCGGACCUUUAACGACUUAACCCAGUACCCUGUCUUUCCAUGGGUUCUAGCAGACUACACUAGUGAUGAGCUCGAUUUGACAAACCCUAAGACAUUCCGUGACUUGUCUAAGCCCAUGGGCUGCCAGACUCCGGACCGGCAGGCAGGCUUUCGAGAGCGGUACAAUGCCUUUGCUGAGAUGGGCGAUGAUAAUUCUCCACCGUUCCACUACGGAACCCACUACUCCUCCGCCAUGAUUGUCAGUUCCUACCUGAUACGCCUGCAACCAUUCGUCAAGUCGUAUCUCCUCCUGCAAGGCGGCACCUUCGACCACGCAGACCGACUCUUCUACUCCAUUCGCAAGGCCUGGGAGUCUGCGUCCCGGGGCAAUAUGACCGAUGUUCGAGAGUUGAUCCCCGAGUUCUUUUACCUGCCUGAGUUCCUUGUCAACUCGAACAAGUACGACUUUGGACUGCUGCAGAACAUGACUACGGCAAUUGACUCGGUCGAACUCCCACCUUGGGCCAAGGGCGACCCCAAGAUCUUCAUCGAGAAACACCGCGAAGCUCUUGAGAGUCCCUAUGUCUCGGAAAAUCUACACCAUUGGAUUGACCUUGUCUUUGGCAGCAAGCAAAAGGGCGAAGCUGCCGUUGAAGCGGUCAAUGUAUUCCAUCACCUAUCCUACAAGGGAGCAAAAGAUCUAGAUGCCAUUGACGACCCAAUGGAGCGGUUGGCAACCAUCGGCAUCAUUCACAACUUUGGACAAACACCUGGGCAAAUCUUUCAACGCAGCCAUCCUCAGAGGGAGGAUCAACGGUACCGUGUGCCUCGGCUGGAUACUCUUGCAGAGUCGCUUACGCAAAUGCCGCUAUCUCUCCUGGAUAUCGAAGAACGUGUGGCCACUCUUUCCAUGAAACAGGACCGACUCUUGUGCACUGCUGCACUGCGCCUCAACGUUCCGCCGGCCUACGACCACUACAUGGAAUGGGGUUUCUUUGAUGGAAGUGUCCGCUUCUAUUCCACCGACAGUCGCAAGCCAAUUGGGUCGCUCUUUGGUCACCGGGCUCCCGUCACCGUGCUUGCGGUUUCCCGCUCCUUUAGCGCCUUACUUUCCGUGUCCACCGACGGCCAAAGUAUGUUGUGGGAUUUGAAUCGCCGAUGCUUCGUUCGAGCGCUUCCGGCGGAUGGGGCUGUGGAUUGCGCCCGCAUUAACGACGUGACUGGCGACAUCAUUGUCUGCCGAGGCCACCGCAUCACAAUGUAUACCCUCAACGGCGAGAUACUUGUUGAUCAACCCGUUUGCGACUCAUCUGACGACCAUGUCCUGUCCUGCGUCUUCUACGAGGGCGUACAGAAUGAAUGGCUCGAACGCGAGCUCGUGCUUACUGGGCAUACACGCGGCGUGGUGAAUAUCUGGAGCAAGGUCAUCCGUCAUGGACAAUUUGAGCUAGAGCUCAUCCGCCAACUGCAUCAUACCGACAACAGCCGCGACACCGGUGCCAACAUUUUAGCCGGGAUCAGCUGUAUCCUUGCCCUGCCCCAAGUGGUGUAUACCGGGGACGAAGCCGGUCGAGUGUGGAACUGUGUCCAGCGACGCUGA